This is a messenger RNA of Zasmidium cellare ATCC 36951, 540 nucleotides long. RefSeq lists its product as uncharacterized. The record is from RefSeq and is a predicted model, not a curated record. Lineage: Eukaryota; Fungi; Ascomycota; Dothideomycetes; Mycosphaerellales; Mycosphaerellaceae. The transcript has 3 exons. Bases 1 to 540 code for a protein of 179 amino acids.
AUGAGCCCCCUCCUCAAUCUCCUCGAACCUCCUCCAAAUUCUCCUGCCAGUCGACUGUCUCCCUUCAAUUGCCCCGUCCCUGGCAGCUUCAGCGUCCGCCUGUGUGCCGAAACAGCCGAUGACCAUAGAUAUGUGGUCAAGGACGAGCGUAACGGAGCGGAAGAGGGCAUUGGCUGGAGGUUGGGUCUAGCGGUAGAUGCCUGGCUUGUUGGGUUUGUAGUUGGAAGAACGUGGCACUCGAAAGCUACAUAUGUCAGCCUCUUGGCCAAGUACAGUUUUGGAAUACGUCGGUUCCUUUCCAGCAAACAAACGUCAGUCGAUGACAGCAGUACUCUCAAGUAUACUCGCGCAGGCUUGUAUAAUGCUAAUAUGAAUGGACCUACAAGUCGACAUCCAUCAGAGCUUUCUGGCCCUCUAGGCGGCCUUUCAGCCAGCAGAACCCAAGAACCGACGAGCACAGUCGCAUCCUCAAUGACGGGGAUGUCUUCCAAUGACUACUCUCUUUGGUCUUCCAGUGUCAGCUAUCCCCUUUGCACUUGA